GUCCGCAGCGUUGCGAGCCCUUUUUGAUCAAAAGAUCCUUUGAGAAUAUGCAACUGCUCGACGAAAUGCUGCAUCGCUGUGUGUACGAUCGAAAGAUCAGUGGCCUGAGGAACAUGGCAGAGCUGGCCGGAGAGCUGCCGAGCGAAACGGAUGUGGAGUAUGCGGUGGGCAAGUACUUGGAGCGCUUCUCGAAGAUUGCCUCUGAUUCUCUGACAUGCGGCACCAUCCUGACGUGGCUGCAGCUGGACAACAAGGGGCGACGUCUGCCCCUGGCCGAUGGCGAGACGCAGCGAGCCAUCAACACCCCGGCGGUGGGGGCAGCCUAUGGCGUGAGGCGCUAUCAGGCCCAGGCCCCGGACGAAAUUAACAUCGAAGUGGGGGAUAUGAUCUCAGUGAUCGACAUGCCCAGUCCCGCCGAGUCGAUUUGGUGGCGCGGCAAGAAGUCCCAUCUGCAAAAGUCCCUCUACGAGGUGGGCUUCUUUCCGCAGUCGUGUGUGGCCACCAUUGGCGACAAGGUGCCGAGGAAUUUCCCCAUGCCAGCGCCCCUAGUGGGCCAUCUGGAUGCCUCACCCACGCAGCCAGUGCUGCGGAAACAUGGCAAGCUGAUAGCCUUCUUUCGAUCCUUUAUCCUGUCGCGUCCGUCGCGGCGGCGGCUCAAACAGAGCGGCAUUUACCGCGAACGGGUGUUCAACUGCGAUUUGUCGGAACAUUUGCUAAACAGCGGCCAGGAUAUACCCAUGGUCCUGCGAUCCUGUGCGGAGUUUAUAGAAAAUUAUGGUGUCAUUAUGGUCGAUGGCAUCUAUCGACUCUCUGGCAUCACCUCGAAUAUCCAGCGUUUGAGACGCGCCUUUGACGAGGAACGAGUCCCGGAUCUAGGAAAUCCGGAGAUGAAACAGGACAUCAAUGCCGUCAGUUCGUUGCUAAAAAUGUACUUCCGUGAGCUGCCAAAUCCUCUGUGCACCUACCAGCUUUACGACAAUUUCGUGGAGGCCAUACAGGUGAAGGCCGACGAGGCGGAUGAGCGUCUGAGGCUGAUGAAGGAGACGGUAUUGAAGCUGCCGCCGCCACACUACAGAACCCUCAAAUAUCUGGCUGAGCAUUUGUACAAGGUCUCGCAGCAUCACGAACGCACUGGCAUGACGGACAAGAAUCUGGCCAUUGUUUGGGCCCCCAAUUUGUUGCGUUCCCCUGCCCUCGAGUCUGGUGGGGUGGCCGCCCUUCGAGGCGUUGGCGUCCAGGCCGUGGUCACCGAGUACCUGAUACGGAAUUGCCAUAACAUAUUCGAUGCUCUGGAGGAUCAGCGUCACAGUGUGCUGCCAGUGGCAGUGGCACUGAAUCCUAGCGAGAGAGGAGAGCUCCGUUUGGAGUCCCUCACCGACUGCGAGAGCCUGCUGGUGGAACAACGCGAACAGGAUCAAUCUUUGGGUAUGGUAGAGCGCCCCAAGAGCCUGAGCACGGGAGGAGCCAAGCUCAUCAGCCUGGAGGAGGCCCAAGAGCGACACUCACGCAUCGAGGGGGGAGAUCUGAAGCAUUCGCUGCCGAUUAGCAUGCUGGCAAGCAGCUGCAGCAGCACCACCAAUGCCGCUGCUGCUGCUGGGAACGCAGCCACCAAUAUAGGAUCUUACAUCGAGGUGGGGGGAGGUCCCUCCAGUCUCCCCGACAAAUACCACACAGUGCUGUCGGCGCCACGCAGCUGGCAGAAGCUGGGCAGACAAAUGCGGGUUAGGCGUCAACCCGUCUAAAACGGAACUGGUGUUUUUCACUAGGAAGUACAAAG
Molecule: messenger RNA, 1777 nt
Organism: Drosophila miranda
Lineage: Eukaryota; Metazoa; Arthropoda; Insecta; Diptera; Drosophilidae
Product: GTPase-activating protein CdGAPr-like
Exons: 2
Coding region: 48-1742 (564 amino acids)
Biological process (GO): small GTPase-mediated signal transduction
Molecular function (GO): GTPase activator activity; protein binding
Source: RefSeq, a predicted model, not a curated record